Molecule: messenger RNA, 1800 nt
Organism: Thyridium curvatum
Lineage: Eukaryota; Fungi; Ascomycota; Sordariomycetes; Thyridiales; Thyridiaceae
Exons: 6
Coding region: 1-1800 (599 amino acids)
Biological process (GO): transmembrane transport
Molecular function (GO): transmembrane transporter activity
Source: RefSeq, a predicted model, not a curated record
AUGACCACACCAGGCCCGGCUGGCUCCCCACAGAACACGACCAGUUCUCUCGGUUCUGCCAUUGGGAAUCAUCAGGAUAUCCACGAUGGAGAGAAAGAUGCUCCUAUCGCAGACAACGAGCAAAACAGCAAGAAGGCCCCGAAGAGUCCCACGGACGUGUCGGACCAUGCCUUGCUACAUGGAUUCGCAUUCUACAUCACCAUGAGCUGCGCCAUCAUGGCAGCAUUUCUCAUUGCCUUUACCGCUACCAUUCUGGGAACUGCAACACCAUCCAUCACGUCAGAAUUCAACACAGUGGAAGACGUGGGCUGGUACGCCGCUGCCUACCUCAUUGCCAACUGCGGCAUGACCCCCUUCACUGGCCGCCUAUACCGCAUGUUUCAUAUCAAACACCUCUUCAUGGGCUUCAUCGGCGUCUUCGAGAUUGGGUGCAUCGUCUCCGGCACCGCAAAGUCCUCCAAGGUGCUCAUCGUUGGACGCGCCAUCUCGGGUAUCGGUGGCGCAGGCAUUGUCACCGGUACAACGACAAUCAUCGCCUCGACCGUACCCCUGAACAGGAGGGCGCUGAUGAUGGGCAUUGGUAUGGGGGUCUUGGCUGUCGGGCAAGUCGUCGGCCCCUUGAUCGGAGGAGCCCUGACCACCAUUAGCUGGAGGUGGUGCUUUUACAUCAACCUUCCAAUCGGUGGCGCCGUGCUCGUGGCCCUCGCCCUCUUUGUAAAACUCCCCGUCGCUCGCCUCACCAAGUCCGACAAGACUGUCCUCCAGCGCAUCCUUUCCAUCGACCUCGUCGGCUUCGCCAUAUUCUCGGCAGCAUGCGUCAUGUUCCUCCUCGGCCUCGAGUGGGGCGGCGACGCACACCCCUGGAAUUCUCCGACAGUCCUCGGCCUUCUCUGCGGCGGCGGCGUGACCUUCCUGUGCCUGGCGGCGUGGUUCUCGUACAAGGGCGACGCCGCGCUGAUCCCGCCCCGCCUGUCCAAGGAUCGCAUCAACCUCGCCAUCGCCAUCACGGGGGUCCUGCAGGGCGGCGGCGUGUUCCUCUCGAGCUACUGGCUGCCUAUCUGGUUCCAGGGCGUCAAGGGCGCGUCGCCCAUCGCCAGUGGCGUCAUGAUCCUGCCGAUGGUGAUCUCACAGUUCGUCGCGUCGGUGGCCUGCGGCGCCAUCGUACAAAAGACGGGGUACUACCUGCCCGAGGUGGUGGGCGGUAACGCGCUGGUGACGGUCGGGGCAGCGCUGCUGUCGACGAUGACGCCUGGCACGAGCGAGGGGCAGUGGAUCGGCUAUCAGAUCCUUAUUGGGGUCGGGCGCGCUUUUGUGAUGCAGCUGCUUGUGACAGCGAUCCAGACGAACCUGCCUCCCGAAGACGCGUCCCUAGGAUCGAGCUACGUCAGCUUUGCGCAGUAUUUCGGCGGCGCCGUCUUCGCCGCAGCAGCCAAGACGGCCUUUACCGAGGCAGUCGUUCCGGCCCUGCAAGAGUACGCUCCCGGUGUCAGUCCCAGUGCUCUGAAGGGCGCCGGUGUGACUGAUGUGCGACACGAUAUCCCGGCGGAUCUGGUUCGCGGGGUGAUCUUGGCGUACAACAAGGCUAUCACCCAUGUCUUUUAUGUCCAACUAGCUACUGCUGCCGCAGCCUUGGUGGCGGGAUGCUUUGUCGGAUGGCGGAAGGUCAACGCGAAAAAGGGGAGGCUUCCUCCUCCGGCCAAAAAGCCCGCCGAUGAUGUCGAGGCUCGGGGUGGAGUAGUAGCAGAUGAUAACACCAAUGAAGUACCAGAAGAUCUGGCAAAGAAAGGGGAGAAGCCAUGA